AAAAUAAACAAAAUCCCUGAAGAUCAAAAUGAGCGAAACUGAAACCAGAGAAGAUAAUGUUUUCAUGGCCAAGCUUGCUGAACAAGCUGAAAGAUAUGAUGAAAUGGUCCAAAGCAUGAAGAGAGUCGCCCAAUUGGAUGUUGAAUUGACUGUUGAGGAAAGAAAUCUCUUGUCUGUCGCAUACAAAAACGUUAUUGGUUCCAGACGUGCUUCAUGGAGAAUUAUCAACUCUAUUGAACAAAAGGAAGAAAGCAAGGGAAAUUUACAUCACGUUGAAAAGAUCAAGAAAUACAGAACAAAGGUUGAACGUGAAUUAACUGACAUCUGUAAUGAUAUUUUGGAAAUCUUGGACCAACACUUGAUUCCAUCAAGCCAAUCUGAUGAAUCUAAAGUCUUCCACUACAAGAUGAAGGGUGACUACCACAGAUAUCUUGCUGAAUUCACUACAGGUGAUUCUAGAAAGGAAGCUGCUAACAACUCCUUGGAUUCUUACAACACUGCCACCAAGGUUGCCAAGGAACUCCCAACUACCCAUCCAAUCAGAUUGGGUUUGGCCCUUAACUUCUCUGUUUUCUACUAUGAAAUUUUGAACUCACCUCAAAGCGCUUGCCAAUUGGCCAAGAAGGCUUUCGAUGAUGCUAUCGCUGAAUUGGACAGUCUUACUGAAGAAUCCUACAAGGAUUCUACACUCAUUCUUCAAUUGUUGAGAGACAACUUGACUUUGUGGACAUCUGAUAUGCAAGAAGAAAAGAAUGAUGGAACUAAAGUUGAAGAUGCUGAGGAUGACGAGCAAUAAAUUCAUUAGAAUGUAACAUACCGUUUAAUCACGUUUCCUAACUCUAUUACUAUCCAUAUCUAUUGCUAAGCAACAAUAUUUUAACUCACCCGAUUAUAAGUGAACCGGGUGUAAAAUAAAAUAAUAACGCAAACUCAUCAUUAUUA
Naegleria gruberi is the source of this 942-nucleotide messenger RNA. RefSeq lists its product as uncharacterized. The transcript is spliced from 3 exons. The record is from RefSeq and is a predicted model, not a curated record. Gene Ontology annotation, biological process: signal transduction. Gene Ontology annotation, cellular component: cytoplasm. NCBI's taxonomy places the organism in Eukaryota, Heterolobosea, Eutetramitea, Acrasida, Naegleriidae. Bases 29 to 796 code for a protein of 255 amino acids.